Porites lobata is the source of this 4773-nucleotide messenger RNA. Lineage: Eukaryota; Metazoa; Cnidaria; Anthozoa; Scleractinia; Poritidae. The record is from the annotation of a GenBank genome assembly.
AUGGCGGAUAUUGUGGUCAAGAAUGGCUACAACGGGUUUAGCAAUUCCAAGAAAAACAGGGACAACUACAAGCGAAGGCAGAAUUCAUUUAAAUUACCACCGUUAGAAGCUCACAAAGACGAUUUAAUCUACAGCGAAGACAAAGCACAUUCACCUGUUUUGCAGCCUUCGCUUUCUGUCAAUACGACUGCCUCAACCGAAUUUGUUAUUCUGCUCGACGAUGAGAUUCGAAGAAUUCAUCAACUUAGCGUAAAUCUAGGAAUAACGCACCACUAUGAAGUUGCAGAGUACCACAAUCGCUUUCAUUGUCGCAGGCUUGGGCGACUACCGAAGUUAGAGGAAUCCAAAUACUGGAGACAAAGUCACAAUUGGAAAAAACGAACGGAAACUGGCGGCAUAAACGAACUUGAUCUUCGGCGGAACUUCGUCACUUCGGGAAAACACUUUGAUACUUCAAGUGUACAUUGGAAUAAUUUGCCCAGAGGACGAAAGAAAUUGCUUGAGCCUGUUAAUAUACCAGCUUUAGGAUGCUCAUAUCGAUUACCAAUCCUAGAGAAACAAAAACACAAAACAGGGUAAUGGAGUCAAUGUUUUGAAUUGUCCUUAUUUGUUAGGCUUUGUGACCGAAUCGACACCAAAUCCUACGCCUUAACUUGGAUAAUCUCGCUUAUUAUUUCAUUUUUUUGUCUUUAAUACCUAAAUGAAAUAGAUCAGUGGCUAUGAUGACUAUUUUUUUUUCAGUAUAAUGAUGUUUCUCUUUUUGUUUUGUUUUGUUUUUUCUUUGGCGCAAACCGUUUUAACAUCAAUCACUGACCCUUGAAAGCGAAUAUUAAUACAGUAGAACCUCGAUAUAACGAAGGGCCAAGGGACUGGCAAAAUGUGUUCGCGAUCGCUAUAACGAAGUUUUGUUAUAUCGAGAGGUUCUUUUCCUCAUAGUUUACAAUUAGAGGGGUAAAGAAAAUCUUUCGUUAUACCGAAGACUUCGUUAUAUAGAGGUUCGUUAUAUCGAAGUCUUAACUCGUCGUUAUAUUAUCAAACAGAGGUAUAAUGGCGCCAAAUAGUAAUUAAAAGUGAAUUUACAUGGAAAUCAUUCUCAAAUGAAGGCAAAGGUUGAAAUUUCUUUCAAUAACAACUAAAAAUAUAUUUGUCAUGUCUUUAUUUUACUGGUAAAAUGUCACUGUCUAGUCAAAGCCCAUGAAAAGUUGGUCUACUAAUUUCCAAACGAAAGCAAAAAAUUAAUAUUCCUUACAAUAGCAAACAUUUUUUUAAGCCAUAUACAAAUGAUUGUAUAUAAAGUAAUGUCCAUGUGAAGUUUGUCUUAUCAACUAAGGUAAAGCAUCGUACCAUUUUUUGACUGUAACGUCCAAGAAAUAAAGUAAACCUAAGUAAGGAUUGAUAUAUCGCAAAUGUGAUGUUUUUGGUAUAUACCUGCUGGGCCAGGGUAUGUUUAAAAAUAAAUUAUUUUUCACUAUAUUUUCUCGGAGAGUUUACAUUGAGUAUGAGGUCCAUAAAGAAGCCUUCUGUUUCAUCCUAAAUUUCAAGAUUUAUAUUUUAGCCGGGUGAAAGUUACUCUUGAGUUUUUUUGUUGACAAAAAAUAUGAAGGCCGGGACCGUCCUAGUUAGGUACCCUACACUGCAACUGACAAAGCCUAAACAGCCUUUAUGGGAGAGGGAGAUUCUCUGCUUUUCCCAAGUCGUCGCCAGUGAUAAAACUAUACUUCAGUGACCAUCUUUGUAGCGCUUCCAGUGUAAAGUCUUUUGACACCGUGUUGCCUCACCAUUAAUAGUUCCACUAGGGGCUUAGAAAUAGGCACCACUGAUGUACUUUUUUCUCCUUCCGGCUGAAGUGUGCGAAUACUAGCCACUUGUGCGAUGAAGUUAAUGAACAAUUAACACCAGCUUCAAUUUACGAUAAUGGACGUUUUAAAGAGACACUUCCAUGAUAUCCGUUUGGGAAAGGAACUUAGGUUAAAGUGGUGCAAAUAAGGUCACUAUAUAGGAAGUUCAUUUUUACGUUUUCAUGCAGUUAUCCUAAUACUAGGUUCUGCUUUAGUAAAGUAACUCGGCCCAGACGCCUGAAAUUAUAGAGAAUGUUCUUCAGUUAACAUUGGUUUUCGUUAUGCCAGGUUCACACCAGAACAUUCGUUUCUUGCGCCUAAAUUUGCGGCUAGCGAUUUUUGGAGGGGCUAUGCCAUACCUUCGCUAUCUCUUCAAAAAGCUAAAACGUAUCCCCUUAUCAGUUUGACUCUAAGAAAAAUGUUCCUACAGUUUUGUUACUUAAUACUAUAUUUAGGCAACGAAACUGUUUCCUGUGGUCUGUUGCGACGGAUUGUAAGGUACGGCAUGGAUUGAAACUUGGGGAAAAUGGGACAAUUUUUUCAAGGAUUUGCUGUGGCUACAAAAAUCGCCAAAAAUUAUGGUUAGUGCCCCCUGAUGAGAUUUGUUUGAUGUCUACUUUACAUCCCUAUAAGAGCCUUUUUUGUAUAUCUAAAGGCACUAAGCAUGAUGUUAGCACAGAAUUGACCUUAAAAAUCGCGAUUCACUUUAGAUAGCUCCUUUGAACACUUGUAAACUGUGCACUUCAGCCCGAGACUCUUGGUGAAAACAGAAAAAUUGACAGUAUUCUCACUGGUUUGUUUAGGAUUUUCUUUGAACACAACUCGCCAACUUAUAGUUUUCCCGCCUACUUCUAAAUCUAUCGGCUAUUUAUCCCCGGGGUUUGUAUGAGGUAUAGUAUUUGGGGACAACACGUGUCUCGAUUUUGUAUAUAUUGAAAACCAGGUGUGAGGGAAAUAUGCUCUUCUUCUUCAUUGCCUUCUUUAUUUUUCUUCUUUAAACAGUUGAUUAAACUUCUUAUAUAUACAGCACCCUUCUUUCAAAAAAGGCCUAGACUAUCACAUACUCCUUAUUUUUUAGUUCAGAAUUACAACAGUCAUUACUAAGAGCUAAGGAUUGAAGAAAUAAAACGUUUAUUCAUAUUUACAUUUUCCUCUAAUCUAUAAAAAUAGUUAAUAUUAUGGUUUAAAGCAAAGCCACUAUAUACACUUGCAUAUUGCAGACGUGAAAUUGAAAUCAACACAAAUAAAAUAUUUUAAAGUGAAAGAGCCUCUCGACUUGACCACUUUCUGUUUUAAUUGUCAUGACAAUGUAUUGACCAAGUAAGUACAACCUACCAUAUCUGAUCGGUUAACAGUUUAUAUCAGAUAUGGUGAAAAAAAAAAAUAAAAAAUAAAUAAAAAAAUAACCCGAUACAACUGACCUUGCAGUGUCUUUUAACCCCUCUUUGUCUUUAUAAUUACUUCCGUAUCUCUUUUUCAGUUGUAUUGGGUAUUUUAAUAUACCUAACAAGGCCAAAUCAGAAAAUUAUGAGUCCUCAGACGGUCUUAGAACUCAGUCCCUUUAAGCCCUACACAACUGCCGUAACUGAACUAGUUUUGUUAUUCUGUGUCAUGUUUUGUCUUUAAUAUUUCGAGACGAUUAAACUUAACAUCCAUGUACAGUGUCUUUUCGGGGACAACUGAUUAAAAUUUUUCUUCCAGCUUGUACUAAGCUCUGUGUCGAUCUGUGUCAUUCCAAAAGGUACUACUUAAGCAGAUUAGGCCAAUAAGAUUUCACAGUCGGUACAGAUCGAGAACUGUGCAUGUGUAUGACAAACACGAAAUUUCUUUUUGUCAGUAAGAUGCCUGGCCUUGAUUGGCUUUCCAUAUCAAUUCAUAAUGUUUGCUUUUGAUCAAUGGAAUUCUAAAUUUGUGUGUGGAAAUCUAGCAUUGAAGAAAACAGUGCAAACCUGGCAGCAUAUAACUGCAAAAAGACCCAAUUUCGAGUCCUAGCCGAAAUCCUUCAGCACAGACAACUUGAAUUAAGAGCUUUACUCUGAGUUGUUCUUUCUCAGAUAAUUAUUUCUUUAAAUGAAAAUUUCGUCCGCUUCUUUCUUUUCAAACUGCAGAGAACCUAUGCCCUGAGGCCAGCAGUUCAAAUAAAAAUGAUUCCAGGGCACAUUUGAAUCUGAUUCACUGUACUGUUUUUUAAACUGUACCCCAUCGUUGUAAAGUGUAACGUUCGCCAUUUACCUGAAACUCCAUAGCACUUUGGGAGCUGUCAGUACUCUCAUUUGUUGUUACGGGUUUUCCAACAUCUUGGAAGACGUAACUUGCAGUUUUUCUCCGAGGGCGUCGGAUAGUGAAGCUGUUAGAAUUAAAUUUGUAAGAGCAUUUGUUCCCUACAAGAUUGCAAAUCUUUCGACACACCCCAGUGUAUGCUCCGUGGAACUCGCGGAUUCUUGCUGUGUAAAUUAGAAAAUUCAUUGCCGAAUUUGAAAGGGCCAAGGUUCGAAUCCAGAAGUGCGCAGGUCCGUUGGGAGUCACAAUUGAACCCCCCGUGGCAAAUAAGAGGAUCAUCAAGGGAAACCAACAAACAGAAAAAAUCCCGAUCACAAUGGCCAGUGUACAUGCGACACGUACCUCCACCCGGGAAUUGUUAUCCUCAGAGCUUCGUCUAGCUUGUAACUGGCUUCUUUUCUUCUUGAUUUUGAACAAAAAUACCACGAUAAGAAGGUAUGAAACGACAAUGAUGAUAUAACUGAAACCAAACGUUCCUGUCGCUAGGAAUGCUUUUGGAAACGAGUCCGGCAAAACCUCCCCUAAGAUGGGAAAUGACACUGGGAAAAGCCAAGCCACUACUAGCAUGAUUUUCAACCCGUAUUUUCGCAUGAUGUUUUCGUGGCGUAGAGGGAAGACCACCGCUAUGAAACGAUCCACACUGAUAGCGGCCAUG